GAGCUUUUGCCAAGGAGGAAGGUCGCGGGGACUGAGGGGGGAGCAGCGCGCCUCCCUUCCUCCCACUCUUGCUCUCCUUCCCCUCCUGCUGUAUAACCCUCGCAAACAAACAAGCCAGCCGGAAAGUGGAAAGGAGCUGCCAAGAGGGAGCGUGGCCGAGAGGAAGAGGAGGAGGAGAAGAAGCGCUUCUGCCCUCCCCCGCCGCGUCCUGCCCGCGCCCCCUGCCGAGCCUACCUUUCCUCCUCGCCUUCUUCGGUGGCGCCAGCAGGAGCGAGCUCUCCGGCGGGACGAUGGCUUCGACCACCACCUGCACCAGGUUCACCGACGAGUAUCAGCUCUUCGAGGAGCUCGGGAAGGGAGCUUUUUCAGUGGUGAGAAGAUGUUUGAAAAUCACUACUGGACAAGAAUAUGCUGCCAAGAUUAUCAACACUAAAAAGCUAUCAGCAAGGGAUCACCAGAAAUUGGAAAGAGAAGCUAGAAUCUGUCGCCUUUUGAAGCAUCCCAAUAUCGUGCGACUUCAUGACAGCAUAUCAGAAGAAGGAUUUCAUUACUUAGUCUUUGAUUUAGUCACUGGAGGUGAAUUAUUUGAGGAUAUUGUUGCAAGAGAAUAUUACAGUGAAGCAGAUGCAAGUCAUUGUAUACAGCAGAUUCUAGAAAGUGUUAAUCAUUGUCACCUUAAUGGCAUAGUUCACAGAGACCUGAAGCCUGAGAACUUGCUCCUAGCUAGCAAGUCAAAGGGAGCAGCUGUAAAACUGGCAGAUUUUGGAUUGGCCAUUGAAGUGCAAGGUGAACAACAGGCUUGGUUUGGUUUUGCUGGUACGCCGGGAUAUCUUUCCCCAGAGGUACUACGAAAAGAUCCCUAUGGAAAGCCAGUAGACAUGUGGGCGUGUGGUGUUAUCCUCUACAUUCUCUUGGUGGGAUACCCUCCUUUUUGGGAUGAAGAUCAGCACAGACUCUACCAACAGAUCAAGGCUGGAGCGUAUGAUUUUCCUUCACCAGAAUGGGACACGGUGACCCCAGAAGCCAAAGACCUCAUCAACAAAAUGCUUACAAUCAAUCCUGCCAAACGUAUCAAUGCAUCAGAGGCCCUCAAACACCCCUGGAUCUGUCAACGUUCUACUGUGGCUUCUAUGAUGCACAGACAGGAGACUGUAGACUGCCUGAAGAAAUUCAAUGCAAGAAGGAAACUUAAGGGUGCCAUUUUGACAACUAUGCUGGCUACAAGAAAUUUCUCAGCAGCCAAGAGUUUACUGAAGAAACCUGAUGGAGUGAAGAAAAGGAAGUCAAGUUCGAGUGUUCAGAUGAUGAUAAACAACAAAACCAACGUGGUAACCAGCCCCAAAGAAAAUAUUCCUACCCCAACGCUGGAGCCCCAAACUACCGUAAUCCACAACCCAGAUGGAAAUAAGGAAUCCACAGAGAGCUCCAACACAACCAUUGAAGACGAAGAUGUGAAAGCUCGUAAGCAGGAGAUUAUCAAGGUUACUGAGCAGCUGAUUGAAGCUAUCAAUAAUGGGGAUUUUGAAGCCUACACGAAGAUAUGUGAUCCAGGCCUCACCUCAUUUGAACCUGAAGCUUUGGGAAAUCUUGUAGAGGGAAUGGACUUCCACCGGUUUUACUUUGAAAAUGCUUUGUCUAAGAGCAACAAGCCAGUCCACACCAUCAUCCUGAAUCCACAUGUCCACCUCGUGGGGGAUGAUGCUGCCUGCAUUGCAUACAUACGGCUGACUCAGUACAUGGAUGGGAGUGGGAUGCCCAAGACAAUGCAGUCGGAAGAGACGCGGGUCUGGCACCGCCGCGAUGGGAAAUGGCAGAAUGUUCACUUCCACCGUUCAGGAUCACCAACAGUACCUAUCAACUAAAUGUCUGCAGUGCCACGUUCUGUCCUCCGCACUCUGCACUUGGUUGGCUACCAUCUUGGCCACUCCAUUGCCCUCUUCAUGCAUGUUCUUCGAGUGCAUGAAGCUGUGAAGUUUCUACAUGUGAUACAUUUACGAUGCAUCAUUUUGUUGUAUAUUCCAUUGGCACUUUUUGUUUACACUUCAGUGAAGGGAAUGGAUGUUCCAUGCAAACUGAGAAUGGGAAAAAGACGACACGGGAGAAAAGAGGGAGGGCAAGUGAAAUGCUAGAGAAUAUACAGAGUAUACUUCUCAUGUCAGAAGAUAAUAUCUUCAUGUGCAAACUAAGGGAAUGAAGGUUUUUUUAAAAAAAAAUCAGUUAUCUAUGUUUUAAUUUUCGCUACUUCUGUUUUCUGGCUUGUUUGUUCUUAAAGGCAAUGUGCAUUGCUUUGGUCAUAGUAGAAAUAAUUCCUACUAACAGCACCUUUGUUAUUGUAGGACAUAUGAGUAGAAAUACUGGUUUAGACCAAAGCAUUUCUGUAGGCUUUUCUUUCUGGGAGUCAUCUUUGUUAUGAGUCACUGUAGGUAAACUGGGGGGAAAUGGCGUAAUUUUCUGGCUUGACCUCGCUAGAAGUAUCUGUCACUGUUCUUAUCGGGUCAGAAAUGUCAUUUUAUUUUUAACAAUUUCUUUAGCUUUGUAGUUGUAACUGCAGGGAAAGAGGAGAUAUUUUGGAGUAUUUUUUUUCUCAUUUGUUCAGAGCCAAGCAGUGAGCACAUUAAUAUGAGAUGGGUUUUGGUGGUUAAAAGGGUAAACUAAAACUUUUUAAGAGCAUUUUAUGGAUGUACAGUACAUUUAUUAAAGCAAGUUGUAGAGGAUUUUUUAAACUGAUGCUCUAGUCAAUAUACUCUAGGACAAUUAGGCCUUAAAAGCUUAGUAUCAGGAGAUUACUUGUCUUAAUUUUCUUUGUAACAGUUUAUUAACUGAUAAAAAGGAAACUACUAAGAAAAUAUCUCUUUUCUAAUAAAACUGUUACACUUUUGCCAUAAUAAUUUUAUCUGUUUUCUCAUGGCUCAUCAACAUCCUUGAACAGUGUGGAAUAAAAUACUUAUUGCAGCUUUAUUAACUAUUUCCCCCUGUUGCUGCAUAUAUACAUGCAAAGUAAGCAGGAAAUAAAUUCAGUGUCUGUUUAGAACAGAUUGCUCAGUUGCUAUUUGAUUGCUUCUGUUGUGUAGAUGUGAAAUUAUAUUCCUGCAAGCGUUGCUCCUCUUCUUUAAAAGUUAACAAUAAAAAUAGGGUUUUUUCCCUUUUGAAAAAAAAUACUUUUGUUUGUUUCUUCUCUCUUUGGUUAACAUUGGGGCUACUGGUUUUCUGUAAUGGUGUGUAGCGCAUGAUACUUUGAUCAAUGUUCUUUUUUGUAAGUUAAAUUUACAACUUGCAGCAGCUUGAAAUUUUUAAAGCAGACAAAAAAAAGAGCUCCCAAUUUGUAUAACUUUCAUUUCUCUGUAUUGAUUACUAAUCAAAAGUGGAUCUUAUUCCUUACAUCUUGAUGUUGUUCUAGUAUACAUAUAUAUGUUAGAGAAAUUUAAGCUUCUCUGGUGAUGAUUCUUAUACAACCCACAGAAAUGUUUAUAACAAGCAUCUACAGUAAAUGUCUUGAGCCAUAUUAACCCGCAAAUGGGAUCUGUGAAAAGGCACAGUGGCCUCGUGCGUUUUGUUUUUUUUAAAAAAUUUUUUUUAUCAAUUUCUUCUUUUGUGAAGCGGCUUUAGGUGGUAUACGUGUAUUUACAUUUAACAAAAUUAGGUGUAGAAUGUUUUUCUUUUCUUUCUUUCUCUAUCUCUUUUUUUACACUUUUUACCAUAGCAUGUGGUGUUGCCAUAUUACUCUAGGUCAGGUCUGUCUUCCACACUGAGAUGUGAGGGGGGUGGGGGGGUGGGGGGAUUGUGUGAGUUAGUUCUCUGCACUCCAACUGAAUUACACACCUAACCCUUUGUCAUUUUCAAAACACUGCAGUUUACCAUGCGACACCAUGUAUAUAUAUAUAUGUAUAUAUUUCUUGCCAUAAUGGUAAAGAGCUGACUGAUAUAUUUAAGAAUUAAUAAAUUUGUGAUUUCUGCUGA
Messenger RNA from Zootoca vivipara (common lizard), 3957 nucleotides. The record is from RefSeq and is a predicted model, not a curated record. Lineage: Eukaryota; Metazoa; Chordata; Lepidosauria; Squamata; Lacertidae.